UGGUACUCAGUAGGGAGUCAUAUUCUCAGUCACUCGGUUCUUUUUCAGUUUAUCAUUCAAAAAUGGCCUUGGUGCCCGGUUUCGUGGGAACAGCAGCAGCUCGCUCUCCUCAGCUUCUCCUCCUCCCUUUCUCUCAUAUCUCUUCCUCUUCCCAUCUUCCAAAUCUCCAUUACUUCCAUCCAUCACUCCGCUCCUCUCUUUCUCCCUUUCCCAACAAGCCUAUAAAAAGCUCUAAGAUUAAUGGAGUUUCAUGGGAAGGACGAGGAGAAGAAGGAGAAGGUGAAGAUAUAGAAGGAGUGUUCAGUGUGGACAGUGAUGUGGAGGAAGGAGAGAGUGGAGAGGAGGAUGAGGAAAGCGGGUUGGAUCUUCUGUUCCAGUUCCUUCAAAGCUUGUUCCGCAGGGUCUCGAGACGGGCAACAAAGGCUGCUCGUGCAGUCCUUCCUCCCGUGAUUUCACCACAGCUGGUAUCUUUCUCUGUAGAUGGCAUUCUGCUUCUGACGUUGGUCUCUCUUGUUAAAGCAUUUCUCGAGGUCCUCCAUUGCAAGGGAAAUUUGAAUGCUUUUGAAGUUAACUCAUUGGAGCUCAAAAGAUUGCAAGUUUGGUGUUUAUGAGAGCAAACUAUCAUUUCCAAAAGCAAUAUGAUGAAGAAAGAGGAGUAAUUCAAAGCCAACAAGUCCUUAUAAAAGCAACCGGCAUUUGUAGGAGUUCAUAGUAAUAAAACGAGUGGGUGUGGUAAGGGUUCAGAAGUUGAAGUUGAUAUUGAGUUGGAUGCAUCAGAAUUUACUCUUGAGGGAUUAACUUAAUCUUGCAACUGUAAGUUGUACUAAUGAUGAGGAUCAAGCAUUCCGCACUUAUUUUAGGUGGAGGCAUCAUAAUUUAAGAGUUGUAGAAUUUUGAAUAUUUGAGAGAUUUUAUCUCAUUUCUAUAUUGAGAGAAAAUCUUGUUUCUAUUUUAGAGAGAUUUUAUCUUGUCCAUCUUAGGAAUUGUAGGAUUUUGAAUAUUUAAGAGAUUUUAUCUCGUUUCUAUAUUGAAAGAAAAUCUUGUUUCCAUUUUAGAGAGAUUUUAUCUCGUUUCUAUUUUAUUUGAGAGAUUUUAUCUCGUUUUCAUAUCGAGAGAAAAUCUUGUUUCCAUCUUAGAGAGAUUUUAUCUUAUUUCCAUCUUGUUUGAGAGAUUUUAUCUUGUUUUCAUAUCGAGAGAUAUGAUUUUCACUUUUAUUAAGAUGUGAUUUCAUUUCUAUCUUAUUUGAGGGUCUAUUUAAAGACUUCUAUUGUAUUGAAGGAAAAAACUUGGAAUGACAACUUGAAAACUCUAAAGUGGGCUGUUUUUCUUCCUCUUGAUUUCUUUAUUCUUCUUUCAUUUUAUUUUUUAUUUCUAUUUGCCAUCUUGAUUCU
Messenger RNA from Elaeis guineensis (African oil palm), 1391 nucleotides. Lineage: Eukaryota; Viridiplantae; Streptophyta; Magnoliopsida; Arecales; Arecaceae. The record is from RefSeq and is a predicted model, not a curated record.